AUGGCAGGCCCAGACAGCAAUCCAUCCUGGAGCAGGCGUCUGUUCAAAGCCGCCCUAAUGGUCCUAGUGGCUCUUCUCCUCGUCCACUCAGCAGCAUCGCAGGCCCAGCGAGACUUUGGCAACCAUGGCCAACAGAAGAGGGAGGCCUCAGGUGAUAUUUUGUCCCAGAUUGGCCGAUCUCUGAAGGAGACGCUGGAUACCUGGCUGGGGCCAGAGACCAUGCACGUGAUUUCAGAGACCCUGUCGCAGGUGAUGUGGGCCAUCUCAUCAGCCCUCUCUGUGGCCUGCUUUGCCCUGUCUGGGAUUGCUGCCCAGCUCCUGAGUGCCCUGGGACUGGAUGGUGAACAGCUCACCCAGGGCUUGAAGCUCAGCCCUAGCCAAGUCCAGACCCUUCUACUGUGGGGAGCAGCAGCCUUGGUCAUCUACUGGCUGCUGUCCCUGCUCCUCGGCUUGUUCUUGGCCUUGCUAGGGAGGAUCCUGGGGGCUCUGAAGCUCGUCCUCUUUGUGGCUGGCUUUGUGGGCUUGGUGAGGUCUGUGCCUGACCCGUCCACCCGGGCCCUGAUGCUCCUGGCCUUGCUAACUCUCUUCGCCUUGCUGAGCAAGCUCACUGGCUCCAAGGGCUCAGGGACCUACCUGGAAGCCAAGGUGAGGGGGCUGGAGCGUCAGCUAGAAGAGCUGCGUGGGAGGCAGAGGCGAGCAGCCAAGGCACCUCGGAGUCUGGAGGAAGAGUGACAGGGGUGUCCCACAGUGACACCUCUCACCAUACCAAAGAGCUGAGCUGCUUCUGGGUCUCAUGGCCCUCCUUGCAGCAG
Acomys russatus (golden spiny mouse) is the source of this 812-nucleotide messenger RNA. RefSeq names its product transmembrane protein 109 (gene Tmem109). NCBI's taxonomy places the organism in Eukaryota, Metazoa, Chordata, Mammalia, Rodentia, Muridae. The transcript has 3 exons. The record is from RefSeq and is a predicted model, not a curated record. Bases 1 to 732 code for a protein of 243 amino acids. Gene Ontology annotation, biological process: cellular response to gamma radiation; intrinsic apoptotic signaling pathway in response to DNA damage by p53 class mediator.